Molecule: messenger RNA, 1642 nt
Organism: Gossypium raimondii (Peruvian cotton)
Lineage: Eukaryota; Viridiplantae; Streptophyta; Magnoliopsida; Malvales; Malvaceae
Product: polyadenylate-binding protein-interacting protein 10
Exons: 11
Coding region: 178-1326 (382 amino acids)
Molecular function (GO): RNA binding
Source: RefSeq, a predicted model, not a curated record
CAUAUAAAAAAAUAAAAGUGAAAGAAAAAGUUGUCCUUUUUAAUUGUUUCCUUUCUACAUAAAGUGACGAUAUUUGGGAUGGAUUUGGUUUUUACUUCGAUGUAAGCCCUUUCAGACAAGGGAAGAAGAAUCUGAAAAAAGAAAAACGUUUUUUUAUAGAGGAGUUUCCAUUUGAUCAUGGCGGUUGCUGAGAACGCUGGGGCGAAAAUUGGGUCGGCGGGACAGAAUUUGGAAAACACUGUAGCGUCGGUAAACGCUCCAGACAAAUCAAAACCCAGAACUGAUUCCGCGACUGAUGCUAAAGAAGCCAACUUUCAACAGUUAAAUCCAGCAGCAGCUGCCAUCAACGAUGGCGAUAGCAAUAGUAAGAUGCAAAAUGGGUUUAAUAAGAAGAAUCAGCAGCAGAUGCUGACAAAGACGGCUGGGUGUAAUGAGUUUAGCAAUAUGGAAAAUGGGGGUGAUGGUGAAAUUUUCAACAAUCAUAUGAAUAAUUUGGUCGAGAUUUUGUCCAAGCUUAACCCUCUGGCUGAGGAAUUUGUGCCUCCUUCCCUUGCUAAUCAUCAUCAUAAUCUUAAUGAUAACCAAAAUCAAAAUAAAGGGCAUUUGGAAAAUGGCUUUGGAUAUAGUACUGACAGUUUUGUAGUAUACACUAAUUCUGGCAACACCAAUGGACAUACUAAUAGAAGAAAGAGGAAUAACUUUAGCCAAGGGAAGAGAAGGUUGAAUGGUAGGACCAAUAUGGCACAGCAAGAGGAUGUAAUUAGGAAGACCGUUUAUGUAUCUGAUAUUGAUCUACAGGUUACCGAGGAGCUUCUUGCUGGUCUCUUUCUGAGCUGUGGACCGGUUGUUGAUUGUCGCAUAUGUGGUGAUCCUAACUCUGUUCUCCGCUUUGCCUUUGUUGAGUUCUAUAAUGAAGAGGAUGCUAGGGCUGCUUUGAAUUUGUCUGGGACUAUUCUUGGUUAUUACCCUGUAAGAGUGCUGCCUUCCAAGACUGCAAUUGCACCUGUUAAUCCAACCUUUUUACCGAGGUCUGAGGAUGAGCGGGAGAUGUGCGCAAGGACUAUUUAUUGUACAAACAUAGACAAGAAGGUUACUCAAGCUGAUGUCAAACUCUUCUUUGAAUCAGUUUGUGGGGAGGUUCAAUGCAUGAGGAUAUUGGGAGACUACCAUCAUUCAUCUCGUAUUGCUUUUGUUGAGUUUACAAUGGCAGAAAGUGCAAUCGCAGCUCUCAACUGCAGUGGUGCAGUUCUGGGAUCAUUGCCCAUAAGAGUAAGCCCAUCAAAGACGCCUAUUCAACCCCGUGCUCUACUCCCUGCGAUGAACUAAUCACCCUUUCUUGUUUCUUCCUUUUUGGAAUGAUCAACCGCCAACAUAUACAUACUUAGCUACAGCAAGUACAUUCAAGGUACUUUUGACGUUAAUGUUAUCAUACAGAGUUCCACAUCUUAGUCGGUAUCUUUGUUACUUAUAGGGGGUCGGAUUUCUUUAGCUUGCAGAGAGUUGGAUGGGGAUUUUGAGGAUAUGAAUGUUAAUUUCAUAUUGUAAUUCACUCCUAGCUAGGGGUGAUCCCUAAAGACAGAUUGUACAACUAUAGUUUAAUACUGUUUCUAAUGCUAUUAAUGAUUUGAUUCUGCUGAUUCAA